GGACGGAGUGUUGACUUUAUUAGACGUGAUCAUUCACACAAAUCAUUCGGUGAUUGCUGCCAGUUUUCACCCUUGCAAUCACUGAGACACUAUUCGUCAUAAUGAAGACAAGAGAGCAAUAAAAAAAUCUAAUUUUUUGUCGAAUCGUCGGGACUCAGUGUGCCUAGUGCGAGUUUUUUUACGCGUUCGAUACCGAGAAAGUUAACUACAAUUUGUAUUAGGCGUGUGUAUCUCUUUACGGAAACGACUCACUGAUACAAAUCACUGAAGUGACACAAAAGAUUGGUUCAGUAACAACAUUUCAAAUGUAUCAUUUGUAUCUGGAACAGUGAAACAUUACUUUGCUCUUUGCUCAUUUCGCGCGACGCGUCGCUUGCGAGGCGACUGUGCCACGAGCGAGAGAGAGAGACUGAGACAAUGAUUAACUUAACUAUUGAUUCACGAGUGGCGAGUGAGCGGGCGAAAUAAUUAUAAUUCACACAAGUCAGAUAGAGAUAACAAAUAAGAAGUGUAUCACUCAACUCGUACGGAUUUUCGUUGACGUUAUUCAUGCACGUAAAAAUUUCCACUAAGGCGCUUAUGUGUCAAAUACUAUACGGUCAUUUUUUGUAUGUAACGUUUGCAUUAACAAGUUGUCAUUUUACGUUGAUGCGGCACUUGUCAAAUUGUUUAUAUUCAUUAGCGCCUGUUUACGAAAACAUACUGAGUUAUGUUUAGGAUUUCUUUGCGUAGUAAUUAUUGUGACUUUACUUACUUCCUUUUCAUCAUAAAGUUUAGAGUUAUGAUACUUUACGAGUAAAUUCUGUGUACAUAGACAUUGCGGUUUUGUGUAAAUGGACAUUUUUGUAAAUAAUGAAUUGACAUAGUGUCAUUUUUGUUAAAGUAUGAAGGAGCAUCGAUUUUAUAUACAAUCUUAUUACGGUACACAAUAAAUAAUCUAAGCACUUAUAUUAUUCAGCAUUGUUGCCACAUAACAUUUCACGGAUCACUCAGUAAUAAACGCCCGCGACGCAACUUAAUGUAUUCGGGACAUUAUUUCUUUUAUAUCUUUUGAGUCGAUGAUACAAAUGAGCCAAAUGAAACAUAUCAGUGUUUCGGAACAUUUUAGUGAUCAAGAUGCAAAUGUUCCAAUCCCAAAAAUGAUACACUUUGCCCACCACCAAUUUGUAUGGAAUAAAAUCAGCGCCAACUAGUGGCAAUAAUCGGAAUCACAAUUCAUGAGUGCGAGUUUAUUACGUCGUCGAUAUCGACCAUCGAGCAUUCACUCGCAUUCGAUAGUGAGAACUGAGAACGUAAACGCAUGUGAUUGGUUGUUUCAAGUCAAGUAUUUUGCGAGUGCGAGCGCCGAUUUUGAUCGUUCAAUACGUAACAUAAACAAACUUUACGCCGUCGAUAUCGAAAAAGUUUUCACCUAAAUUUUGACAGUGAGAAAGCAUAGUGAGAACGAUUGUUGAAGGUUUAUUUUUAUUUCGUUUCGUGUGAACAAUAUUUAAUUAUGGCAGGACGUUUUUUUUCGCAUGGAGGAUGUUUGCAGCCGCUAAGGCACAAGAUGACCGCAAUUAUAACGCCAAUGUUGAAAGAAGAGCUCGUGCAUCUUUCAACCCUUUGUUACACCUCACGGGGAAGCAAUUUAAAGAUAGAUAUCGCAUUUCCAAGAAAGUCUUCAAGUUUUUGUGUAAAGAGCUAAGGAGUUUGACAAAUCUUAGGUCCUCUCAACGCGUUUCCUUGGAGCAUAAAGUGCUCACUGCUCUAUUAUUUUUUGCAACUGGAUCCUACCAAAGGCCAGUUGGGGUUGCAAAGGACACGUCUCAUAAAAUGUGUAGUGUGUACAUAGAAGAAGUUACCCAGGAGCCGACACACAAAAAUAUAAUAAAUAAAUAUAUUCGGUUCCCUGAUACUCCAGCUGCUAGACAAGCAGUUAGUCAAUGGUAUGUGAUGAUGAAUAUAGAAUUUUAAAUGUGAAUCCCAAGCAAAUCAUGAUUCCUUUAUAUGGGAAAACAGUAAUUUAAACACAUACGUGCAAUCUUUGCACAAAAAUGGAGAAAUUGUCUGGCUUUUAGGAGAUUCUGGAUAUCCCCAACGCCCAUGGCUUAUGAUACCAUUUUUAGACGCUGAGUCCAAUAAUUGUAAUGAAAAACACAUGAGAGCCCGAGUUUUUAUUGAAAACACAUUUUCAAGGCUGAAAAAUCGAUGGUGAUGUCUGCACAAGGAUAGAGUUUUGCACUACAAGCCCGUAAAAUGUGCACACAUUAUUUUAGCAUGCUCUGUGUUACAUAAUAUAAUUAUUAAUUUUGGUGUUGAGGAUACAGAGGAAAAUAUAGGUCUGCAAUUUGAAAGGAGAAUGGUGGAAUCUGAUCAAAUAAGUUACACAGUAAGAGAAGCUACCUCUGAUUUAAUUAGAGGUAGAAUAAGAGAUCAAUUAGCAAGAAGGUUACUAUAGGGAUUAAAUAAAUAAAUUUGAAUAAGCUUGAUGCCCGAAUACUGAAACGCAACUUAAAUCUGUCACUUUAUUAAAGGUCCCCUAUAUUUAAGCAUCACUCAAAUUUAACUGAAAUACAGAAACAUCACUCAAGUGAUUUGAGGGCUUGAUUAGUUGAGCAGCUCUCAAAUGUUUACGUCAUGGUAACAUUCAUUUGUAAAACUUUGUUCUUCUUGACAAUUUUACGAUAUUUGAAUUUAAAUACGUUUUAUGCAACAUCAUCAAAAAGAUUUAAAUAAUUUUAUGUUCGAUUUGUUUUUAAAUUAUAUUCAAAAAUAACCUCCUAAUAAUACUUUCAUUUAGAAUGUGAUUUAUGUGUUUUUUUUUUAAAUAUUGUGGAUAAAAAGGACAUUUCAAAGUAUAAAAUUUUUGAAAAUCGCUCUGUCUGUCGUCCUAGAACGAAUCGAGAAUCUUACUGUUAUGUGCUGUCAGUGUCAGUUUCUUUGAUCGCGUCCAGUGAUUUUUAAAUUUUCGAAUAUUGAACAUAUUUUGCUAGUUUCAAUUAAAGGCUAAGUACAAAUUAUAGUAAAAUAUGGAUGUUAAAAAGAGACGCGGAUGCAAUUACACAGUGUCGGAGAAAGAUACUUUAUUAGAAUUGAUAAAAAAGUAAGUAAAUAUUUAAAUCUUCAAAUGAAACAAAUUAUUUUAACCGAAUAGAAUGCCCUUUAUUUCAUUGCGAAUUAAAUAAAAGUUGUUCACAUUGUAACACGUGUUAUAUAUUAUUUCAGAUAUCAACAUAUUAUAGAAAAUAAAGAGACGAACGCCCACAUUAUUUUGAAGAAAUGACAAGCUUGGGAUUGUGUGCAAGGAAUACAACGCUGUAUAAAUAUUUAGUAGUCACGAUUUAUUGUAUUCGUAUUAUUUCAUAAUCAUUUUGUUUUUAGAGACUACAGUACAAUGAAAAAACAAAAGAGGCCCAAAAAGGGCAUCAAUAGAUAAGAAAGAAAUAACUUCUACUGGUGGUGGGUCCUAUAAAUCAGUUCUAACUCAGUAACAUGCUCAGAUUUUAACAAUGGUUGUUCUACAAGUGUAACUACUGCAAAAUCCAUUUGAUGAUGAUGCAUUUUAUUUUGAUAACCAUCAAACACUUUUAUCAAAUGACUAUAUUGAGCAGAAUAGCAAUAAACCUCAUACAAUAACAUCUGAUACAAAAGCACACCAACAUAAUGUAACAAAAAGGAAAUCAUAUGAAACCAUUAAACAACAGUAUUUUAAAGCAUAAGAAAGAAAUGCCAAAUUAGAAAAUAAAUAUUUAAUAAACAAAAACAAAAUGGAGCUAAACAAAUAUAAAUUAGAAAUACAAAUUUUGAAAUUAAAUAGGUUACAAGCUUCUAGACAAUAAGAAUUAUAUAUCAUGAAUAUUUUAUUUUAUUACUGUAACAUAUUUAGAUUUAAGACUUUGACAUUGUAUAAUUUAUCUUUUGUUAGUAAAUGUUUCCCGCCCUCAGCCAUAAUUAUAAACUUACUUAAACGUCUUAUUAUUAAACAUAACUUGAUUAAAUAAAUGCAUAAUUAUUUGAUUUAUAGUAUAUAUACUAUUUAAGUUUGUAAUUACAUUAUAAAAUAAGAUUCAGGAUGUAAUAAAUAAUGUAGGUGAUUUUAAACUAUUUCUGUUUAUGAAUAAUUGUAAACCACAUAAUGCGGGUCUAAAAGUUGUAACAUACUUUUUUGCCUUAAGCAGAAACUCUGUCAAUUAUAUAUUAGAGUAAAACAAUAUCCAAUUACCAGUCUCUACAGAAACAGUAAUUCAUUUAUGGGGCAAUGUCAUAUUUUGUUUUUACAACAAAAUCCCAGAACAUACUAACAUAUUCAAAGUUUGUCAAUAAACAAGUUUAAAAGUUUUAUUAAAGAAAAACUGUACAAAAAGGGUUAUUAUAAUAUCAAGGAAUACAUGAAUGAAAAUAACCCCUGGAAUAAGGUGAUCGCCACCAUGCUGGUUCUAUGAAAAAUCAUUUAAAAUUGUAUAAAUGAAAUUAUUGUUACGUGAAAUAUGUUUGGAAAAAAAGUCCCACUGUGUUUCUUGCUGUUUCUUCCCAGGACAGAGAUAUUUUCCAAACCAGUGGUAAAUAAAACUUUCAGAAGUAUUAUGUAAUAAUCAAUAUUGAAUAAAAAAUUAUUCUAUUUUAUUCUAUCAGUUUUAUUUGAAAAUCGACAACCACAUUGUCACAUUUUACAUUAUGGGUGAUUUCUGGACCUCAACAAUGGAUCUAAUUGAGAAUUUAAACCAUCCAGGGACUCAAACAAAAAAAAUCAUCGAAAUUGGUCCAGCCUUUUAGGAGUUCAGUGAUAAACACAGAAGAAUUAUAUUAAGUUACUGUAUUUUCAUGAAUCUACACUGUGAUAUAGCAAACUUUUCACUGAUUAUUGUUUUUAGUAUUCGUUAUGUUGUAAAGAAUUGAUUUU
Messenger RNA from Parnassius mnemosyne (clouded apollo), 4882 nucleotides. NCBI's taxonomy places the organism in Eukaryota, Metazoa, Arthropoda, Insecta, Lepidoptera, Papilionidae. The record is from the annotation of a GenBank genome assembly.